Messenger RNA from Phlebotomus papatasi, 634 nucleotides. RefSeq names its product UPF0587 protein GA18326. The record is from RefSeq and is a predicted model, not a curated record. The coding region runs from base 75 to 569 and encodes 164 amino acids. The transcript is spliced from 2 exons. Gene Ontology annotation, molecular function: zinc ion binding. NCBI's taxonomy places the organism in Eukaryota, Metazoa, Arthropoda, Insecta, Diptera, Psychodidae.
UGGAAUAUAUUCCGGAAAUUUUAAGAUAACCUCACAAUUGUGAUUGACUGGGGGCGCGAUAACACAUUGAUAAAAUGGUGAAAAUAGGUGUUCAAAUCUGUGCCACGUUGGAAAAUGUGGAAGAAUUGAAGACAUCCCAUCCCAAUUAUGCAUUUUUCUUCAAACUACGCUGCAAUAAUUGUGGCGAAUCUUCCGACAAGUUUCAUGACGUCACAGAAGCCGACACCGUAAAUGCGGAUUCUCGGUGUCCCAGGGGCUACAAUUUCUACGCUAAAUGCAAACUUUGCAACCGAGAAAACACCGUGGAUAUUGUGGAGGGCAGCAAUGUGUCCUAUUUGGCUGAGGAUUCCGGAAAGUUCAAGACGAUCGUCACGUUGGAUUGUCGUGGACUGGAGCCAACGGACUUUUUGCCAAAAUCCGGGUGGAUUGUGAAAGCAGCCGAAGGAGGUCCUACUUUUGAGGAGGAUGUAGGCUUCGAUGAGGACGACUGGACAGAUUAUGACACGAAAAAUAGCGUCUCAGUGGGAGUUUAUGAGUUCAAGUCCAAUUUUGUGAAGCUCAAGAAGUAAUUCACAUUCUCAUUUUUCACUUUGUAUUUUUUUAAAAAUAAAUUCAACAUUACUUUCUCUCUGAA